Cuscuta europaea is the source of this 3587-nucleotide messenger RNA. Lineage: Eukaryota; Viridiplantae; Streptophyta; Magnoliopsida; Solanales; Convolvulaceae. The record is from the annotation of a GenBank genome assembly.
CUGAGAUCUCCAGAGCACCUUCUUAAUGAAACUUCCGCUUGGUGGCUCUUCACAAAAGGCCAAGUCCAGAAUCGUCGAUGAACUGCAGAGGUGCCGAUCGAGUAUGUGUCGGACGAGGAGGACCUUUUGUUGGGGCAGAUCAUGCAGUGAUCGCUAAUCAGGUUCGGACGGUAAGGUCGAGCGGAAUCUAUCACUCCGGCUCGGACGACAUAGAUCGAACGGCGACAUUGUCUGCCUGCUGGAAUUUGGACGGAUGUGAGACCGGCGACUAUACGAAGCGAGCGGGCCGAUGUGCAGGGAGGUUAGAUGAUCUGUGGUCGGACCUUUUGUAUUCCCCACAAACACGUCAUACUGGAUUUCCGUAACAGGAGGAUACCGGACGGUGGAGCAUGGAACGGUUGAUACCGAUCGGGAUCAGACUGGAUGGAAAAACCCGGACGGCGGAUCCUCAGCACAACCCGGACGGCGGAUCCUCAGCACAACCCGGACGGCGGAUCCUCAGCUCCUCUUCUUUCACUUUUGCGGCCUACUGGGCUCAUGAUUGAGUCAUGGAAAUCACGGCAAGAAGCAAUCCGGCCAAAAUCUGGUCCCUCGGUGGCCGGUCGUUAAUACUGGGUCACUGAGGCCAUUACAAUGUCCUGGGCGGGCUAUCUUUCUGUUUUGAGGCAGCUUCCCUUACGAGGCUACUCUAUCGCGAACGGAAGUAGGGGCUUUUACCAUCCCUUCUCGUUGGCAUUUUCACUUCUCUGUCAAUAACAAACCCAGAGGCAGCCACCGGUCACGAACGAAACUCUCGUUCGGGUUCGGAAGCCUUUGGUCAAGGGUCAAAAUGGGUUUCUACAUGGCUUUCAAGUAGUCAACAUGGGUUGAACGGGUUUCAAGUCUGAGCGCCGGGCUGCAAUGAUACCAAUGUCGUCCGGGCCGUUCGGGCAAGGGAUGUGGCUGUCAACACUCAACACCGUUCUUUCAUGAUGUUAAUUCACGGUUCCGGCCGGAAAGGUAAUUCCACCGUUCUGAACUAUUUGGUCUGCCAUCUCCGGGAUAUGACCAGACCUCUCUGUAGGUCCCGUCGCUGAUUCCGAUUAUACCUGGAUACAGAGCAUGCUUCGGCAGUAACAACAAACUCCCGCUCGGGCACCUGCUAUGUUAAGUCUGUUACUCUUUUCUAUUUGUUUGAUGUGCAUCAGUGUGUGGCCUUUUCUGCAGGUCUUCUAAAAUGGUCGGGCAUUUUAGAAACUUCCCAGAAUCCUCCAAAUGAUGGUGAACUGGUGGGCUCCCGGGACUCCCUGCGGAUGCCAUCGUUCGGGGAACUUCCAUUCGGGAGGCGGCGCUGGCUUCUCUGGAUAAGAAUUAUCUGUCAAAUCACCAAUUAUGUAGUCAGGUAGUCCACGUGAGAGAAAGAAACUCUUCCUCCUUAAGUUAAGCUAGUGGGGCCCACUUCCUAUCUUCUUGCUUCUCCAGUAGAUUUAUGUCCACCAUUCUUGGCCUUCUACUUCGACCUCAUCCAUUGCUCCGUAUUAUUUUUUUUGUUGGAUGUGGCAGCAGCAAUUUGAACAAUGACCAAGCUUCUAAUUUGGAUCUGGAAUUCCUUCUCCUUAGAAUUGUUUCUUCUCCAUUCCUUAUUUUCUUGUUGAAAUCAGUAGCUUUUGGCAUCAAAAAAUUUGUAGAAUCAAGAACACAUGUAGCUUUUUGAAUUUUUCUCACAGACGGCGCCAAUGUUGGAGUUUAGUCCCGUAGAUCCGAAAGCCCAACAUAACUUCGGAUAUUAAGGAGCAUAAAUUCCGUAUAAAAGUGAAUAAGAAAUAUAAAAGUGUAUAAACUAGCUAUUUUUACGUGGAAAUCCGGAAAGGGACAAAACCACGGGACUUUUUAGGCUAACGUCCAAGCCCGCUCUCUUUCAUUAAUAUACUCUCCUCACCAAUUUACAUAAUACAUAUUGUUGGAAACAUCCAUUAAUGGAGCUUAUGAGCUCAAUCUAAUCUAAGGAAUAGUAGCAGGGAGGAGAGCAGCCUAACUUCCAGGAGGGAAGGGCCAAAAGUCCCCUUUACAUGGAAGCAAUGCUUCCUAUUUAUAGAAGGGGGUGGGGUUUUACUCUUAUGGGCCAGCGGGCCGGUUGGGCCUUAAUGGGCCCAAUUCCUAUCCUAGCGGGCCGGUUAGGCCGAAAACGGGCCGGGUAGGCCUAAAUGGGCCUUGCUGACCGGGCUUCAUACCGGGUGAUGACUUGGGCCUCUGAACAGUAGUAGGCCGGGAUAAUAUUCCCCAACAAAUAGUACUAAACUACUAAACUAAAAUCAUGAACAAAAAUAUUACUCAAUACUAAAUUUUUUUAACAUGACUAAUUAGCCAUUCAUUGCGCUACUUCAUGUCAUUGUUAUUUGUCGACCCGGUCCCGGACCCGGGACCUAUUUAUUUAACCGGUUUCAAGCUUACAAAAAAAAAUUGGCCGGUCUAGGACUGGACCGGGAUCAGAAUCGCUAGGUUCAGUCCCAAAUAUUAGAACCCGGGACCAGGUCCGUCAUUUACCCAGUCGGGUACCUAGUCUUGAACAAAUCACGGAUCCCGGUACGGUCCCACACAGUUUCGGACUCGAUUCGGCUGGACCAUCGGACUGCCGGACCAGGACCACCCCUAUUUCCAAGAGUUGUUGCAAUUUUAUUAAGACCAGUUCUUAUGAUUUUUUUUUAUACAUCGAAAAGGAAGACCAACUCUUAUAAUAGUAAGCAAAGAUAACAAAGUAGUAAAUGUAAUUUGAAAAUUUGUUCUAAAAUUUACCUAAAUAUUUAAAAAUCAUAUUAGUUAAAUCAUAAAUGCAUACGACCUCCAUAUAUUCAUAUCAUUUGGUCUAAAAAAGUGGAAUCUCCCACCCCAGGAGGCCCCAUACCCCGACCCGACAGGAUUUUGGGAGGUUGUUAAUCACGGUGACUCAGUCGGCCCAAUGAUGGUAGGUCUUAUACCCGUGCGCACCAGAGGUCCAGCCCAACACGCAGGAGCUGUAACCUCCACACAGCCGCUGUGGGUUUCGAACCUUGGUCACUUGGUCCAAAUUUCCCACCAUCGGACCAAUUGAGCUACCCGUGCAGAUGGAUCGUCCUAGAUAUUCGGUUGAUAUGGGUAACCUCGAGCGCAACCGAACGAAAGAGCUUGCGAGGAAGAGAUCCCGCAAAGGUAAAUCACAUAUCGGCUCUUCAUCUCAAAGUCGAGAUGAUUUUGAUACGGGUUACGUAAGGAGGGAUGGGGAUGCGAUGACCGACGAACAACUAGAACAAGAAUUGCACCGACAUAAUUCCCGCUUUUUUCAAGACCAACCGUGGACCAUUGACGAAGAAGAGCUCGAGGACGAGGACGACGAUGUGGAGGAAGCAGUUCCGGAGAGCCACGACGACGAGGAGGAGGAGGGUGGCGGCAGCCAUGACGCCGACCAAGCAGCCUCAUCCCAAACAAUAUGAUAACUAUAUUAUAAACUCGGCUGAGAUCGACACCUGUGAAAAAAUUUGUAAUGCUUUGAUAUAUUUUAAUAAUGCAACUGAAACUUUUAGUCAUGUUUAUAAACCUACCUCAAACCAAUUUAUUCGUGAAGCUGUUAAUCU